UCUGAGCCCCAGACUGCUCCGAGUUUCUGUCGCAGGCUGCGAGGAAAGGCUCCUAGGCUGGGUCCGGGUGCUCGGCGGCGGCGGCGGCGGCUUCCUCCCCGCUCGUCCUCCCCGGGCCCGGAGGCUUCUCUGCUCCAGUCAUGCUGAGCAGAGUAUGGAAGCAGCUGACUAUGAAGUGCUAUCGGUGCGAGAACAGCUCUUCCACGAGAGGGUCCGCGAGUGCAUUAUCUCAACACUUCUGUUUGCAACACUGUACCUCCUCUGCCACAUCUUCCUGACCCGCUUCAAGAAGCCUGCUGAGUUCACCACAGGUACUGUGACUUCCCUCCCUUCUGCCAGAGUCCCUGGUUUGCCGUGGGCCAGCCUUAGGGGAAUGGGCCUAUGGUGUCCACUGGGAAAGGAGCAGCGGCUAUGAGGGGCUGUUCUGGAGCCUUUGCCUCUUCAGCGUCCCUUGCUGCACAGUCAUGGGCGAGGGCAGCUAGAUGGAAGUGUCUGCUGGGCAAGUCAUGUAAUAUUUCUGAUCCUCAGUGUUAUACUACAAUAUGGUCAUAACAAUGUCUACCUACUCCAUUGUGUGGACCUAAGGAGAUGGUUAAUGUGAAAGCCCUUUGUGAACCUGAAGUGGGCAACUGCCAGGCAAAUGUCAUUAUGGGCACAGGUUCUGUGUCAUCUCCUCUCCUGGUGUUCCCACAGCUGGGACCAGAGACCUCCCUGAUGACUGGGGCACCUGGUGAUGGUGGCCUUUCUCUUUAUGGGGAGGCUGAGUAUGCUCAGAUUGCAGCUUUCCUUCCCUAGACAUUGUGUAAUUGGUAGUGGGGGCACACUUGCCCCAUUUCCUAGCCCCAGCCUUUCCUUCUCUCAUGAUGGCUCAGGAUGAGUCCCCACUCAACAAGGCAGCUACCCUAAAGUAGUUCCCCUGGGGACUUUAUCUGUGAAUCUGUCCUUCUCCCUCCGCUCUUUUCCCUUUCCUGGACCCAGCCACUGAUGUAACAAGCCAAUAAUUGUUUAUCAUAUUAAUACUUUGAGCUAUAAAGAGGAACCUGUGAUGGGUGAGAUCUAGGGAGGAGGAAAGAAGUAUAGGAAUGUCUGGCCUAUAUUCUUUUCACCUGGGACCACUGAUUUUUAAGCUGCCACCUUGGCUGGAGAAUAGGCUAUGGGGUUCAUAAUGUGUGGUCUCCCAGAGCCUCUUGUGGAGCUCUGCCUUCUUUCAGGGGGCAGGGAUGGGGCGGGAAGCACAUUGUAAUACAGAUGGCCUCAGAGCUGUCCACUGAUGUCCUGCCUCUUCCCCAUGCCUCUGUCUCUUACAGUGGAUGAUGAAGAUGCCACAGUCAACAAGAUUGCGCUUGAGCUGUGCACCUUUACCCUGGCAGUUGCCCUGGGUGCUGUCCUGCUCCUGCCCUUCUCCAUCAUCAGCAAUGAGGUGCUGCUCUCCCUGCCUCGGAACUACUACAUCCAGUGGCUCAACGGCUCCCUCAUCCAUGGCCUCUGGAACCUCGUUUUUCUCUUCUCCAACCUGUCCCUCAUCUUCCUCAUGCCCUUUGCAUAUUUCUUCACUGAGUCCGAGGGCUUUGCUGGCUCCAGAAAGGGUGUCCUGGGCCGGGUCUAUGAGACGGUUGUGAUGUUGAUGCUCCUCACGCUGCUGGUGCUGGGUAUGGUGUGGGUGGCAUUAGCCAUUGUGGACAACAACAAGGCCAGCAGAGAGUCACUCUAUGACUUCUGGGAGUACUAUCUCCCCUACCUCUACUCAUGCAUAUCCUUCCUCGGGGUUCUGCUGCUCCUGGUGUGUACUCCACUGGGUCUUGCCCGGAUGUUCUCGGUCACUGGGAAGCUGCUGGUCAAGCCCCGGCUCCUGGAAGACUUGGAGGAGCAGCUGUACUGCUCAGCCUUUGAAGAGGCAGCCCUGACCCGCAGGAUCUGCAAUCCUACUUCCUGCUGGCUGCCUUUAGACAUGGAGCUGCUACACAGACAGGUCCUGGCUCUGCAAACACAGAGGGUCCUGCUGGAGAAGCGGCGGAAGGCUUCAGCCUGGCAGCGGAACCUGGGCUACCCCCUGGCCAUGCUGUGCUUGCUGGUGCUGACGGGCUUGUCUGUGCUCAUUGUGGCCAUCCAUAUCCUGGAGCUGCUCAUCGAUGAGGCUGCCAUGCCCCGAGGCAUGCAGGGUGCCUCCCUAGGCCAGGUCUCCUUCUCCAAGCUGGGCUCCUUUGGUGCCGUCAUUCAGGUUGUACUCAUCUUUUACCUAAUGGUGUCCUCAGUUGUGGGCUUCUAUAGCUCUCCACUCUUCCGGAGCCUGCGGCCCAGAUGGCAUGACACCACCAUGACACAGAUAAUUGGGAACUGUGUCUGUCUCCUGGUCCUAAGCUCAGCACUUCCUGUCUUCUCUCGAACCCUGGGGCUCACUCGCUUUGACCUGCUGGGUGACUUUGGACGGUUCAACUGGCUGGGCAAUUUCUACAUUGUGUUCCUGUACAACGCAGCCUUUGCAGGCCUCACCACACUCUGUCUGGUGAAGACCUUCACUGCAGCUGUGCGAGCGGAGUUGAUCCGGGCCUUUGGGCUGGACAGACUGCCGCUGCCUGUCUCCGGUUUCCCCCGGGCAUCUAGGAAGACCCAGCACCAAUGACCUCCAGCUGGGGGUGGGAGGGAGAAAACUGGACACUGCCAUCUGUUGCCUAGGCCUGGAGGGAAGCCCAAGGGUAGCUGGACCUCAGGACCUGGAAUCUGAGAGGGUGGGUGGCAGAGGGGAGCUGAGCCAUCUGCACUGUUGCAUAAUCUGAGCCAGAGUUUAGGACCAGGACCCCCUGCUUUUCCAUACUUAACUGUGGCCUCAGCAUGGGGUAGGGCUGGGUGACUGGGUCUGGCCCUGGUCCCAAAUCCGUUUACACAUCAAUCUGCCUCACUGCUGUUCUGGGCUGUGCCCAUAGCCAUGUUUACAUGAUCUGAUGUGCAAUAGGGUGGGAGGGGGCAGGGGAAGGACUGGGCCAGUGCAGGCUUGUGGGGGGUAGAUUGUCUCCCUUGCCUCUGGCCCAGCAGAGCCUAAGCACUGUGCUAUCCUGGAGGGGCUUUGGACCACCAGAAAGACCAAGGGCAUAGGGAGGAGGAGGCUUUACCCAUCAGCAAUAAAGUUGAUCGCAGGGUUUGCUUUGUUUUUUUUAA
Messenger RNA from Cebus imitator (Panamanian white-faced capuchin), 3153 nucleotides. RefSeq names its product limb development membrane protein 1 like (gene LMBR1L). Gene Ontology annotation, biological process: receptor-mediated endocytosis; signal transduction. Gene Ontology annotation, molecular function: transmembrane signaling receptor activity. Bases 1271 to 2620 code for a protein of 449 amino acids. The transcript is spliced from 17 exons. The record is from RefSeq and is a predicted model, not a curated record. NCBI's taxonomy places the organism in Eukaryota, Metazoa, Chordata, Mammalia, Primates, Cebidae.